Molecule: messenger RNA, 3418 nt
Organism: Carassius auratus (goldfish)
Lineage: Eukaryota; Metazoa; Chordata; Actinopteri; Cypriniformes; Cyprinidae
Product: somatostatin receptor type 2-like
Exons: 2
Coding region: 463-1599 (378 amino acids)
Biological process (GO): cellular response to estradiol stimulus; cellular response to glucocorticoid stimulus; neuropeptide signaling pathway
Cellular component (GO): neuron projection; plasma membrane
Molecular function (GO): somatostatin receptor activity; neuropeptide binding
Source: RefSeq, a predicted model, not a curated record
AGCGCGGGAAGCUGUACUCGCGCGCACGAGGAUCUCACUGACAUCCUUCCAUCUCUGACUGAAAAUACCAAAGGACCCCUGCCUUCGAAAUCUCGUUUUCAAGACUUGCAUGUUAUAUUUAGUAAAGUUUAAGUGCGUCAUUCGCCUCUGAACAAAUGUUUAUAUUGAUUUUCUAUAGAAAUAACAAUCGUUUAUUAUCUGAGGAGAACUGCCGGUGUCCUGACGCACGAACGGACGCGCGCGAGCUUAUCAGGAGGCGUCAAGCGCGAGCGCCGUUAUUCUUAGUUGGAUAUCGCACUUGAACGCACACUUUUUCGGUAAUAUUACGGUGAUCCGUGUGAACAUAUGAAGCUGACAUAUUCCAGGAAUGGCUCUCCAAAAGGUGACCAACAACUACAGAUUUCGCAUUAAACUGCAGACUCUAUCUUCAUAAGCCUACAAUACAUACUACAGAACACCAAAAUGGGCACAGAAUGGACAUUUAUGUCCAAUCCCAACAUGUCCCUUCCUGAUCGCCUGUUCAAUAACAGUUUCUUCCCCGGGAACGAGUCUGAUUUUGGUCUGGAGAUUUCCAAUAGCACCGACCCUGGCUUCAACCCAACCAGCUCAGCAGUCAUCACAUUCGUGUACUUCGUGGUCUGCGCGGUGGGGCUCUGUGGGAACGCCCUGGUCAUUUACGUCAUCCUGCGCUACGCCAAGAUGAAGACCGUCACGAACAUCUACAUCCUGAACCUGGCCGUGGCAGAUGUCCUGUGCAUGCUGAGCUUGCCUUUCAUCGCCAUUCAGCUCUUGCUGCUCCACUGGCCCUUCGGAUCGGCGAUAUGCCGCAUCGUCCUAACAUUGGACUCCAUGAACCAGUUCACCAGCAUCUUCUUCCUGACGGUCAUGAGCUUCGAUCGAUACCUGGCCGUGGUGCAUCCCAUCAAAUCCACCAAGUGGCGAAAGCCGCGCAUGGCCAAAAGCAUCAGCCUGGCCAUGUGGGUCAUCUCUCUGCUGGUCAACCUGCCCAUUAUGAUCUACAGCGGAGUGAACGUUAAAAAGAACGAGGCGAGGACGUGUACCAUGUUGUGGCCAGAGCCACAGAACACCUUCUACACCGUUUUCAUCUUCUACACCUUCUUCUUGGGGUUUUUCUUACCGCUGAUCGUCAUCUGCAUGUGCUACCUGCUCAUCGUCAUAAAGGUGAAAUCCUCCGGCAUGCGAGUCUGCUCCAGCAAACGAAAGCGCUCGGAGCGGAAAGUCACCCGUAUGGUGUCUAUCGUAGUAGUGGUGUUCGUCUUAUGCUGGCUACCUUUCUACGUGUUCAACGUGACGUCUGUGACCGGAACGGUUCCCACCACACCUGUGCUGAAGAGCACCUUUGACUUCGUGGUGGUGCUGGGAUACGCCAACAGCUGCGCCAACCCCAUCCUCUACGCCUUCUUGUCGGACAACUUCAAGAAGAGCUUCCAAAACGUCCUGUGUCUUAAGAGAGUCGGGGGCUUGGACGAGAUCGAGCGCAGCGACAGUCGACAGGACAGGACUCGGAUGGUCAACGACGUCAUGUCUGAGACGCACAACGCCGCGCUGCUCAACGGAGACCUUCAGACCAGCAUCUGACGAGGAGAUACACGUCUACCGAGAUUAGAUGUUACAUGAAAGAGGUCCACUGAAAGUCUCCGAUCACAUGCGGUGGGAGAGAUUUAGUAUUUAAGAACAACAAUAAAUACCUAAACCACAUUUGGGUGAGCUCGAUCUGAUGUGACUCGACUGAUGUAUUUAAGUGAUGAGCAAUUGAAUGUCAUUUACUGUAAAUAACUCUAGUUGCUUUGUUUGGUGUUACUGUCUGAAGAAACUCUAAACUUGUUGUGUUUAUUAUGAGUGUUUGUUCAGUGUCUUUAACUUUCCCUCAUUGGAUAAACAUGAUUUCAAUCUGUUCGUGCAAACACAAGGCCAAGCUUGUUCAUUGCUUCUUAUUAUUCAAGGCUUUUUGUGACGGCGAAUACAAGACGAGUGAGCGAUGCUCGACAAGGCUGCAUAGAAAAGGUCUCCGAAAUCUAAACAAAGAUGUACAUUUCUUUGGCAUAUUUAUUAGUUGUGAUGCUUAGAAUAUCUUGUUUACAUUUAAAAAUGUUCCCUUGUAAAAUUCUGCCUCUGGUUCCCAUAGAGUUUUAUUUUGGUAGAGGAAAUGUACUUAACGUUCAGUGGAGCGCUGGGGGACAGAUGGGCUCGGUUACAACUCUUAGUAUCCUUCCCAUCUUAACAACAUUUUCAGACUGCUCCAUAAAAGUGGAUACCUACAUCUUGGCCAGUAUUUAUACAGUACCUUUCACGAAAAAAGGGAGUCCUAAAAUGCAGAGUGAAAAAAAAAUAAAGUGGAAAAAAAGACAACUUUAUCCCUAUUUUCUGUGUUAUGUGUUUUUAUGCUUAUUAGAGGAUUGUUGUGCCAUCUCACGAACCAAUUCGUACGAAUUCAUAUGAAUCGUGGAACUGUCACGGUUUAGCAUAUGUACUAACUAUUUUAAGAUUAGACUGGAAUUUUAUAAGAAUCAGGAGUUAAAUGCACACUUGAUCUUUAGUUUAGAGCUUAAUUGUUUUGUGACCUGGAGAAAGGUUUCAUUGUAUUAUGUUGUGACUGUGCUAAUGAAGUAUGAAGUAACCAUAUGGCCAUUGGCUUUACUAAAUUAACAUUCAUCAGCUGGCAAAUAAGAUGCAGAGAAAAGUGCAUGCAAGUGCCUUAAAUAAUCACUCAAAAAGACACACAGAAUGAUCUAGAGCUUUAACAAUAACCCUCCACCUGAAUCAACUCAUUUAUUAUUACAUGCUUGUAAAUACACCGCUGAUCCGCACAGAGCUGUAUAAUGUGUAUGUAUAAUGUAUUCAGCUCUUGCCCGUUUAGGGGGUUUAGAUCAUUUUAACAUUUGCGAAGGGCUAAAACUGAACUUGUUUAUUUAGGAGUGUGAUUUCUAAGGGCCAGAAUGGGAUCUGUUAUGCUGCAAGUGUUGAAAAGUGAAUGAGUUCAUGUUUAAAUAAGUGCAAACAGUUUUUAUCUAGCGUGGAAACAAACAUAUUGUGAAACCUGGGGAAGUAUUGAUGACAGCGAAGUGGUUAUGACAGUAUUCAUCAAGUUCUCUGAGUUCAGUUCAAUGUGCCUUUGAGCGACAGACAGAGUAGUGUGUGUGUGUGUGUGUGUGUGUGUGUGUGUGUGUGUGUGUGUGUGUGUGUGUGUGUGUGUGUGUGUGUGUGUGUGUCCUGCUCGAGUGUUGUGUCUUAUGUAAGGUUAGGUGGCCUUGAGAGUACUAUAUAGCAUUACUUUUAUGUUAAUAACAAGUUUCAAAGAUGUCCAUCAUUCAUCAUACCAAAUGUCUGUGUUACUAAAAGAAUAGUUCACUCAAAAAUGAAUAUUUCCUAGAUGUGGAUGAGAUUGUUUUUUCAGCAC